UGCAGCAGUAGUCCAACCCAUCCGCCAUAACAGUCUGAUCACCGCAGUCCACCGAGCAGCACGCGGUAGCCGUUCACAGCAUAAUAAUAAAAUCCAAUCAUUCAGACGCUUUUACUCUUGCGCCGUGAUUUAGUCACGCAAAAAUCGAAAUUGGUGUUGUUAACUGCAGCGACCUUAACAGCUGUUCUCUAUUCCUGGCAACAAAAAAAACACUUCAACUAUGGAAGCGUCGACUUACUCGAAAGGUGAGAAAGUACUUUGCAAAUGGUUCGAUGUUUGGUAUGAGGCAAGAAUAAUCGAAGUCCGACCACUUGUUGCAGAAGAAUUGUAUGUCAUACACUACAUAAAGUUCAAAAAAAUAUGGGAUGAUACUGUAUGCGUAAAGCGGUUAAUGCCUCAUACGCCACACAAUUUAAGAAUUAUGAAGAAGAUUAAGAAAAUCGUAAACAAACAUGUAAGAGCUGGUAAAAAGGCUCAAAGAGAUGGAGUAAAAUAUGUACAUGAUCAAGCGUAUAAUGAAAGAUUAAGAGAAUUAAAUGCAGAUUUAAGACCAAAAGCUAGACAAGUGGUUAACAUCCACAGACCACCGCCCAAUUAUAAUACGAACGAAGUUACAGUAGUGGUAAGUCGUAUGGAUUUUUAUACGACGCACAGUUUACAGACUAAUAAGUCAAUUAACAUUGAAGAAACAGAAAUAAAAAAUAUCGAAUCUGUGCAAAAAUGUAGUAAAAAUGAUAACGAUAUUGUUGAUGAUACUAUUAAUGGUCAUAUGGUAGAAAUAGACGGCGAAUUAAAGAUGUUAGGGAGUUUACUAAGAAACCAGUUUGCUCAAAAUAAUGAAAACAAUGUUAUGGAGUUACACAAUGGACAUGAUGAAAAUCAACAGAUAUCUGAACUGUCUGUGCAGUCUCAGCCUCAGCCUGAUGUAUUAAGUUGCUGUGUUCCAUUCGAGAGCAUGAUAAAUUCUAGAUCUCCUUUAUAUACUAUUAGUGAUGGAGACAUUCCAAUUCCUGAGUCCAUAGUAGAAAACAUGGACACUGAGUUAACCAAUGGUCAUAACGAAAACCAACAAUUACCAGAAUCUCAAGAGUCUCAGUAUGAUGGCGCAUUAAAUUGUCGCGUUUCGUCAUCUGUAGAAGAUAAUGUUCAACUUCUCCAAAAUAAUACAUUAUCUAAUAACGAUAUUCAGACUAGAAAUAAUAAAAAGGAAAGCAUACCUGAAAUAACACUAAAGAAUGAGGAAAAAAACACUUCAACUCAGCCCACAGUUAUAAGAAAAAAACAUUCUAACCACCAGAUGUACCAAGUAGAAUUGAAUACAGAGGGCAUGCUAAAUUCUAGUUCUCCAUCACAUACUGAUAGUGAUGAAUGCAUUCCAACGUUUUUGUCGGCAGCUGAAUACAUGAAUACAGAGUCGCCUAAUAAUUAUUAUGAAAACCAACAUUUAUCUGGACUAAAAGUACAAGAGCUCCAGCACGACGCUUUAAAAAGUAGAGUUUUAUCACCCGUAGAAAACAAUGUCUAUUCAUUCCAAUCUAAUGACGAUUUUCAAACAAAUAAUAAUAGUAACAAUAAAGAACUAUUACCAAAUGAAGCUACAAAAAAUACCAAUGAAGAAGCCACUGUUAAAAUGCUGAAUAAGAAAGAGGAACAUACGACGCAAAAUUUACUAUUUGAGAAUUCAUUAAAAACGAUUAGCACACUUCCAGAAACAACCGGUACUUCUGAAAUCAAUACAGUGGAUUUAAAAAUGGGAAAACAUUCUUUUGUCAGUCUACGAAAUUCUCGGUUUUCUCCGCCUCAUAAAAACGACGAAGAUAUAUCAUGUCCCAUGUCUAGAGUCGAUCAUAUAGAAAUCAAGUUGCACAAUGGUAAUCAUGAAAACCAAAUAUUCUCUGAAGUACAAGUACAACAGUCUCAACCAGAUGUAUUGACUUGUUGUGUUCAAACGUUUGUAGAAAACAAUGCCAAGCUUCUCCAACAUAAAAUAUUAUCUAAUAAUGAUAUCCAAACAAAUAGUAAUGAGUUGAUAGGGAACCAAACAGCCAACAAUGAUAUUAUGAUGACAGAAAUACAAUUAAUAACAUUGGAAAAAGGCGAACAGCAUAUUAUGUCAAUAAAACCUCAUAAGAGUGCUAAAAUUGUAAAAAGUAACUACGUUAAUCAAAUGCAUCUAGUAAAAUCAAAUAAUGAAAAAAGUCUAUUUGAAAGUCAGCUUUAUUCCAGGUCUCCUUCAUAUCAUAUAAAUGAUAAAGAUUUCCCAAUUUUGGUGUCCAGAGUUGAACAAAUGGAUACCGUGUUGACAAGUGCUCAUGACAAUAUUCAACAAUUAUCUGAACUACAAAUGCCAGGUUCUCAGCGUGAUGUAUUAAAUGGUGGUAUUUCUUUACAUAUAGAAAACAAUGCAAAUUCACAUCAGCAUAAUAUACUAGUGAAUGGGGUUGUUGAAACAAAUAAUAAGGAGAUAUUACAAAAUCAAACAGUUAUUAAAGAGUUUGAUGUUUCUCAAUGCCUGAAUGAACAUGUAACUCAUGAAGUUUCAAACAACAUUACUUUUUGUGCUAAUGAAAUUCUAAACAAUAGCCAAUGUAUUCCUAUAUCAAAUAUUAAUGAAAAAAAACGAAAAAGAAAGAGUAGUUACGAAGAUAUAAAAAAAGCAAAACGAACAACUCAUAAAAAUCAAGACAGCUUGGUCGAUCAUGUUAGUAGAUCACAAGUCAUCAAUAACUACACACCUUUGUCCAUUUUUAAUCCCACCCCAUUUAUAUCAACGCCGUAUCGCACAACAUUUAAUAAUAGAAAACAAAAUAGAAGUAAAAAGCUAGAACAAAUUGUAAGUCAGUUACAAACGGGAAAUUCUAAAAAUAUGCCAAAGUUUAAUAAUAAGACCGUGGUUACCAAUGGAAUAAUUAGUUCUACCCAACUGGCCGGAGAAGGAUGUUCUCAAGUGCAUUCUUCAACUGAAACCAAACAUAUGGAAGUAUCUCCUGUAAUUGUCAAAAAAAAUAAUAUUAGAGAUAUAUUUGCAGAUCCACAUGGAAAUUAUGAUAGUAGCAUGGUAAACUAUACCUUACAGGAAUCUGAAGUGAUAAAUACUCUGGAUAACAUGUUUAAUAUGAGACAAUCGGGUCAAACUCAUCCUUCGACAAACCCCGAUACAAGUAAUUCUCAUAAUACACUUCCCAGGUCAACGACAUGUGUACAAACAACUUCUAAGAAUAGUAUCCAUAGCUCAAAACAUCGACACUAAAAGGUUUUACUGUUUUUUACUUAUAAAUAAAAUAAUUAAAGUAAAAUUAUAUAGUAAAGACAACAGUAUUCUUAUUACUCAAAAUAUUUUUUUGUUUCACGUUCAAUCACGCCGAUAGUAUAAUGUGUUAUUACUGACUGAAUUACAAUUGUCAUCCUAACCUAUAUUUUGCUUCUAACUUGAAUUUUCCUUUAGUCAUAUUAUAUACUAAUUACACAUAAGUUAAAUACAUUUAGUUUAAUAUAAUAAUAAUGUAACUCUAUAUUGGUUGUGUUAAUUAUGUAUUCAACGUACGAUAAAUCUAAAACUCUAUAUAUUUGUAAUUUAUUGUACUAACUUAACUGUUUUUCAAUACAAGACAACAAGCAAUAUCUAUUAUCUAUUAUUAUGUAUUUACUAAUUCACUAACUUUGUUAUAGGUUAAGUAAAUUAUUUAGUUAUUAGUUAUUAAUAAGAACUUGAAGUAAUUUUUACUCAUUUUUUUGAAAUCUAAUUAGCAAUUUUUAUGCAAUGUAAUUUUUUACUAUAUGAAGUAAUACUGAAAAUUUGUAACAAUAUUGCUUAUUCUUUGUGAUUAUUAUUAUUAUAUAUAUAUAUAAGUAUUUAAUUUAAUUUUUCUAUUUCGGAAAUACUUAAGAGGAACCUAACCUAACCCCCUCCCUAUAGAAAAGAAAAGUAAAAAAAUGUGAUUUUAAAUGUUGGUUAAUAAGCUUAAUGUUACGUUUAUCAAAGAAUUAAUAUGUUAUUGUCUCCAAAAUCUUGUCAUCUUUCGUUUAAUGUAAAAUCAUCACAAAGCGAGUAAAACGCAGUUUGCGUAGGUAUGUUUUAAAGCUGGAAAAUUGGGUGUAUAACGUCCUCUUAAGUACUUGCGAUAUAAUUAAUAACCUUAUUACUUUAUUAUGAUAAUUAGUAGUAUUACUGUUACCUAUGUUACUAGUAGUGUUCUGAAUAAAAUCGAUUUAUAGAAACUAUAA
Messenger RNA from Adelges cooleyi (spruce gall adelgid), 4224 nucleotides. RefSeq names its product GATA zinc finger domain-containing protein 14-like. The record is from RefSeq and is a predicted model, not a curated record. The transcript is spliced from 14 exons. NCBI's taxonomy places the organism in Eukaryota, Metazoa, Arthropoda, Insecta, Hemiptera, Adelgidae. Bases 221 to 3250 code for a protein of 1009 amino acids.